AACUUUGUCAGACGGACACACGCAGAAUGGAGACAAACUGACGCACCGUUACUCUCCGGACCGUUAACUUUUCUCCUCCCGUUUCAGUCCACAUACUACAAAAAGAGCGGGGAAAUCACUUAACAUUAGUUGUGGAUUCCCCCCCCCCCCCAGCGACUGAAUUCAUUUCCUGCUGUUUUCCCCUAUUUUGGACACUUUUACUGCGUAAUUACGCACGAUGCGCAAAAGGAUGGCUUCUCGUCGAAGACAGAAAACAGGAGUCCAAGCUGUUUUAUAUGUCUGCCUUUCUAUUUCAGUGGUUUUUUCCUACAAUAUAGACUUAGAACAUCCCGUGGUAUUCCGUGGACCUAAUUCGAGUUUUUUUGGCUAUUCGGUGCUGGAGCAUUACCACGACAACACACGCUGGGUCAUAGUCGGGGCCCCCAGGGCCAACUCGACCUACAGUAUGUCGGUGCACUCUCCUGGUGCUGUGUUCAAGUGUCGGCUGCACAGCAACCCUGAGCGUCGCUGCACAGAGAUGGACUUGGGAAGAGGAAACAGGCCCCGAGAGUCUUGUGGGAAGACGUGCCAAGGGGACAGAGAUGACGAGUGGAUGGGAGUAAGCCUGGCCCGCCAGAACAGAGCCGACGGCAGAAUACUGGCGUGUGCCCAUCGCUGGAAAAACGUCUACUACGACUCGGAGCAUAUCCUGCCGCAUGGGUACUGCUCCAUCAUUCAGCCCAAUCUCCAGGGCAGGACGCGGCCCCUCAUUCCUUGUUAUGAAGAUUAUAAGCAGAAGUACGGGGAAGAGCACGGCUCCUGCCAAGCUGGGAUAGCGGGAGUUUUUAUGGAGGAGCUGGUGGUGAUGGGAGCUCCGGGGUCCUACUACUGGACCGGGACUAUUAAGGUUUACAACCUGACCUCUGACACCUUCUACAGUCCAAACAAAGAUGAGGUCAACUCCCACAGAUACAGCUACCUUGGCUAUGCUGUGACCGCGGGACAUUUCUCCUCUCCCAAUGCAAUCGACAUAGCCGCAGGGGCCCCUCAGCACAACGGCAGCGGGAAGGUUUACAUCUUCAAGAUUGACGGUGUGUCGUUGGUGAAGAGUUUUCAAGCCUCAGGGAAAAUGAUGGGCUCUUACUUUGGCUCCUCAUUGUGUGCAGUUGAUUUGAACCAGGACGGCCUGUCAGACCUGCUGGUGGGGGCACCCAUGCACAGCCAGCUACGGGAUGAGGGCCGGGUGUCUGUGUACCUCAGCAAGGGCAACGGCGUCAUGGAGGAGCAGGCCGUAUUAACAGGGGACAACUCUUACAACGCUCACUUUGGAGAGUCCAUUUCCUCGAUUGGAGACAUCGACGAUGACGGCUACCAAGAUGUUGCCAUAGGAGCGCCCAAGGAAGAUGAUUACGGAGGAGCUGUUUAUAUCUACCAUGGGGAUGCCGCAGGAAUCAUCAGAAAAUACUCAAUGAAAAUAACUGGGCGCAGUGUCAGUCCUGGUCUCCAGAUGUUCGGCCAGUCCAUAUCUGGCAGUGUGGACAUGGACGGCAACGGAUACACAGAUGUCACAAUUGGAGCUUUUAUGGCAGACAGUGUGGUGCUUCUGAGGUCCCGGCCUGUCGUUACGGUGGACGUCUCCAUCUUCUUGCCUGCGUCCAUCAACAUCUCUGUGCCUCAGUGUCAUGAGGCUCUCCAGAACAUAAACUGCUUCAACGUCACGGUCUGCAUGCGCUUCCGUGGGCGACAACUUCCAGGACAAAUAGAGUUGCUGUACAACCUGACGGCUGAUGUGGAUAAGAGACAAAAGAGCCUGCCGUCCCGCGUCUACUUUAUUCAGAGCGGCUCUCAGAUCAGCCAGAAGAGCCAACAGCUCAGCCUGGACAUCAACAAGGAGGAGUGCCAACGCUACACAGCCUACGUCAAAAAAGACGCAAAGGACGUGUUCACGGCCAUCGCAUUUGAGGUGGCAUACAGCUUGGGGAAGCAUGUACUGACUGGACACCAGGAGCGAGACAUGCCCGCCCUUACCCCGGUGCUACGAUGGAGGAAAGGACAGAAGAUUGCAGUGAGAAAUGAGACUUGGUUUGAGAAGAACUGUCUGUCAGAUGACUGUGCUGCUGACCUGAGACUCCAUGGGAAGCUGCUACUCUCUGGGGCCCAUAGCAAGCCCCAUUUGGCCCUCGGAGGAGUAAGGAACGUCUCGUUGAACCUUACCAUCGCUAACGCCGGUGACGACGCUUACGACACCAACAUCUAUCUCAACUUCUCCCGAGAGGUUUUCUAUAUCAAUUUCUGGCAGAAGGAAGAGAAGGGUAUUUCCUGUGAACUCGUCGACUUGGAUUUCCUCAAGUGCAGCGUGGGAUUUCCCUUCAUGAGAGCGCAGACCAAGUAUCAUUUUGCAGUCCUUUUUGACACAACUCAACUCUCUGGGGAAAAUGACACACUGCAGUUUUUGGUGCAAGCCAAGAGUGCCAACCCUGAGCACAAACUCUCUGACAACACUUUGGACAUCUCCAUCCCUCUUGUUCAUGAGACAGACACAACUAUUACUGGCAUGGUGACACCUAGCUCCUUUGUGUAUGGAAACUCCAUUGACUCGUCGCGCUUCAUCCAGAUAGAAGACAUGGAGUGCGACUUUCAGCCUCUCAAUCUCACUUUCCAGGUGAUAAACAACGGGCCCAGCCGGCUGCCAGGCUCCACUGUGGACAUCAGGAUCCCCAACCGACUUGCUGGCAACGGAGCGGACAUGUUCCACGUGGUUGAGACGCAGGUGGCAGACGGCCGAGGAAACUGCACCCCACACAGGAACCCGACACCCUGCUCCAUCCCGCAGGACCGAGAGAGCAUCUUCCACUCCAUAUUCGCCUUCUUUACCAAAACAGGCCGCAAAGUCUUGGACUGUGACAGGCCGGGGAGAGCGUGCAUGACCAUCUCCUGCAGCUUAGGUCCGCAGCUCAAAGAAGAAGCUCUGAGUAUAGACACUAAACUUCUGCUCAAUACGGAAAUACUGAAAAGGGACUCUUCCUCUGUGAUUCAGUUAGUGGCACGGGGCCACGUACAAGUGAAUGACAGGACUGUGGAGGUGCCAAAAGGCCUGCCAGAAGACAUCUCUCUGAUCUUUGAGGCCCUCCACAGUCAGGAGCCCCGAGGUUACGUAGUGGGUUGGAUCAUCGCCAUCAGUCUGCUGGUGGGGAUCCUCAUCUUCUUGCUACUUGCUGUGCUGCUAUGGAAGAUGGGUUUCUUCCGUCGGCGAUAUCGCGAGAUCAUCGAGGCCGAGCGGAACAGGAAGGACAGCGAUGAAAGCUGGGACUGGAUGGAGAAGAACCACUGAGACUGCUGGUGGUUCUGGUGGUUCUGGUGGCCAAGUGGUGUUUGGAGAUUGGGUCACAAGUGGAUCCAAAAAACUCAGAGCUCCUUUGCGGCCUCGGUGGCUCCAGGCCUGUCAAACCUUCCAUAUGUGGAAGAAGAAGAAGAAUAUUCUCCUAAUUUUCUGGAGACUUUUUUUGUGGGAUGGGGAAGGAAGCGUGGGGGUGGAUGCAGGGACUUGUGAGGUGGUCUGCCGGACGAUGUAAAAAUCCACUGACCUCCAGGUGGCAGCGUGGAGCUCUCGGCUGAAGAAUGGAGAUAUUGGUGGACGACAAAAACCUCAGGGCUGUUUUUUGUUAUACACUUUAAGCCAUAUUGUGCAAAGUGGGCUAUGGAGGUUGUAAACAUACUUUGUGUAUGUUUUCCUAAAGCACUGAUGUCUGAUACGCCUCAUAGAUCUAGCCUACCUAGAUCACCUUGGACUCUUGGAUGUUCACUUCCUCCUUUGAAAUACACUUUGUUAUCAUUAUUUCUUUAUUGGCCAAUGUCCAGUUGCUGGGUGCCAUGGAAGAGCACGUUUUGUGCACCGCUGUUGUGUGCAAAAAAACAGCACGCAGCAGACUAACCCAAAAUAUUGUGGCCACAACAAUAGGUACACUUGCACAUUCUAAUGAGAACUUUUAACGUUUCAGGGUCGGACAUGUUGACCCCUGUAUGAUAAAGAUGAUCAAGUAAAAACGACUCACCCUUUGACGAUUAAGUAGCAAAACGGAAAGGUGCAAACCGAUGCUUUAUAAGGAAUUAAUACAAACCUCAAAACCGGUGAAGUUGGCACGUUGUGUAAAUGGUAAAUAAAAACAGAAUACAAUGAUUUGCAAAUCCUUUUCAACCUAUAUUCAAUUGAAUACAUUGCAAAGGCAAGAUACUUAACGUUCAAACUGGAAAACUUUGUUAUUUUUUGCAAAUAUUAGCUCAUUUGGAAUUUGAUGCUUGCAAAUGUUUCAAAUAAGCUGGCACAAGUGGCAAAAAAAAAAGUUGAGGAAUGCUCAUCAAACACUUAUUUGGAACAUCCCACAGGUAAACAGGCUAAUUGGGAACAGGUGGGUGCCAUGAUUGGGUAUAAAAGCAGCUUCCAUGAAAUGCUCAGCCAUUCACAAACAAGGAUGGGGCGAGGGUCACCACUUUGUGAACAAUUUGCGCGAGCAAAUUGUCGAACAGUUUAAGAACAACAUUUCUCAACGAGCUAUUGCAAGGAAUUUAGGGAUUUCACCAUCUACGGUCCAUAAUAUCAUCAGUGUGUAAAGGAUAUCACCACAUGGGCUCAAGAACACUUCAGAAAACCACUGUCAGUAACUACAGUUGGUCGCUACAUUUGUAAGUGCAAGUUAAAACUAUACUAUGCAAAGCCAAAGCCAUUUAUCAACAACACCCAGAAACGCCGCCGGCUUCGCUGGGCCCGAGCUCAUCUAAGAUGGACUGAUGCAAAGUGGAAAAGUGUUCUGUAGUCUGACGAGUCCAUAUUUCAAAUUGUUUUUGGAAACUGUGGACGUCGUGUCCUCCGGACCAAAGAGGAAAAGAACCAUCCGGAUUGUUCUAGGCGCAAAGUUCAAAAGCCAGCAUCUGUGAUGGUAUAGGGGUGUAUUAGUGCCCUCGGCAUGGGUAACUUACACAUCUGUGAAGGCACCAUGAAUGCUGAAAGGUACAUACAGGUUUUGGAGCAACAUUUGUUGCCAUCCAAGCAACGUUAUCAUGGACGCCCCUGCUUAUUUCAGCAAGACAAUGCCAAGCCACGUCUUACAACAGCGUGGCUUCAUAGUAAAAAAGUGCGGGUACUUGACUGGCCUGCCUGUAGUCCAGACCUGUCUCCCAUUGAAAAUGUGUGGCGCAAUAUGAAGCCUAAAAUACCACAACGGAGACCCCGGACUGUUGAACAACUUAAGCUGUACAUCAAUCAAGAAUGGGAAAUAAUUCCACCUGAAAAGCUUCAAAAAUGUGUCUCCUCAGUUCCCAAACAUUUACUGAGUGUUGUUAAAAGGAAAGACCAUGUAACACAGUGGUAAAAAUGCCCCUCUGCCAACUUUUUUUCAGUGUGUUGCUGCCAUUAAAUUCUAAGUUAAUGAUUAUUUGCAAAAAAAAAAAUAGUUUCUCAGUUCGAACAUUAAAUAUCUUGUCUUUGCAGUCUAUUCAAUUGAAUAUAAGUUGAAAAGGAUUUGCAAAUCAUUGUGUUCUGUUUUUAUUUACGAAUUACACAACGUGCCAACUUCACUGGUUUAGGGUUUUGUAAGUGUUUUAUUUUGUAUAGUGUGUAUACAAAUUUGACCCUUCCAAUUCUGGCUCCAUGGUUAUCAUCACCAAAACACAUACAAAUCUGGCUGCGGGGGGGGAGGAGUGUUUUUCAUUGCUCACAAUGUCUUGUUUGAUUUUGAACAGUUAGUCGUUCUCCCCAAAAGCGUGGUUGAAAUUCAAUUUGUACUACUUUUAUAUACAGUAGUAUCCCAACUUACGGGCUUAAUUGGUUCUGUGACGUAGCUUUUGACUCAAAACAUUUUUUUAUUAAAAUCGACAUCUCCCGUUAAAAUGAAAUCAAACCGCACAAUUUUAACAUGUAACAUGCCUUUUAAAAACAACUUUUAGAAAAAAACAUUGUAUAAAAACAAUACGAUAUUAUGUACUACCAACGACUACAGUGUAUUUUAUGACGUAACGCAGAAACGAUAUAGAACUUUGUAAAUGAGAUCUCCUUCCAGCUGCUUCUCCAUCAAACACCCCAUCAGCAGCUUUUCCAUAUUUUCAUGGGUAAAUGUUUGCCGCUUAGAUAUUAUUUCAACAUUCUUGGCUUGGCUGCUUCACGACGGUGCAGACUGGCAGUGAUGCGCUCAAAUUCUUUCACCAAGUUGCUGACACACCCUGUCAUGAAUUUUGAUGAUUUAUUUCUUUAAUUCAAUCAAUAUCCACUUUUUCUCACUCACUUUCUCCCUUCCCAUGGUUGGAAAACAAAGUUACGUCCAUCUCCAGCUGUAAGUGAAUGCUAACUCAAAUGUGUGUAACCUAAAGCAUUACAGUUACUUAAAACACUCUUAAAUUGAGGUACCACUACUAAACAAUGUGGUAUGAAUACAAUAGCAAUUUUCACCUUUGAUUUAGGAGGGGGAAAAAAGGUAAACUUUUUGAUUGACACUGUCAUGCACCAUACUGAGACUGAGAGGGGUUUUAUAUUUGGAUGGUGGUGUUUACAUAUUGGGGACUCUCAGUGUGACGCACGUGUUAGGUUGUGCACGUGUCCCUAAUGUUGUGUCCUGACCCGUAUAGAUUCUCCAUGAAAUAAUUCACUGAGGGUGAACAGCUGAGCGUACUCACUUUUACUAUAAAGUUAUUUGACGUUCAGUCUGAAACCUGAGCUCAACCAGAUGCGAGCGUGUGUAUGUGUGUGUGUGUGUGUGUGUGUGUGUGUGUGUGUGUGUGUGUGUGUGAGAGAGAGAGAGAGAGAGAGAGAGAGAGAGAGAGGCUGGAUUCCCUCACAGCGGGUGGGGGGGCUGUAGUGUGAGUAAUACUCUAAAAAUAGGCAUACACAUAAACAACCUUUUUGGGGCCCCCUUUUUUUAAAAACAUAUGACCAAGCUGAAGAUGAUCUGCCUCCAUUAAAAGUGUUUAACAUCCCCCAAGGAAUAUUAACUACAUUUGGAAUACAGUAGAAAGCAAUGUAAAUACGGUGUCCCUCAAAAUGUAACUAUAUGAAGAAUUUUGUCCACUUGAAAAUCUUCAAUGCAAAAUGACACAAAUGUUUUCGCUUUUGCCUUCCGUUACUACUCUUUAGAUCAAAUAUGUUUGCAUAAAAUAAUUUAGGGAACUCAAAAUGUGCAAUGCCAAAGAUCUAUUUUUUUGUUUAACUUCCUGUUGUGUUGCUUAUGAAUUCCACUGACAGCACAUACUGUACAUACUGUACACCUUCAAAGUUUGUCAUGCAAUGCAGACCCAAUGAGAGAGACUUGAUGUUGUCUGGUGGAGUCCAUUUGAACUGUGAUGGAUGUACUUCUGUUGGUUUGCUGUCACGCUCUUUUGUUGUUGUUGUUUUGUUUUUUUUGUUCUGAAUAUACUACUGUCACUGAAUAUAAUUUAGAUUAUAGAGUGUUUGAAUUUUUCUAAGAGAUGGAGUAAAGUUGUAUAUUUAUCUGAUGAUAAAUUUUAGAGUGUAACAAGUGGU
Messenger RNA from Nerophis lumbriciformis (worm pipefish), 7486 nucleotides. It is a transcript of the gene itga9, whose product is annotated as integrin, alpha 9. Gene Ontology annotation, molecular function: integrin binding. The record is from RefSeq and is a predicted model, not a curated record. Gene Ontology annotation, biological process: integrin-mediated signaling pathway; cell-cell adhesion; cell-matrix adhesion. Gene Ontology annotation, cellular component: integrin complex; external side of plasma membrane. Lineage: Eukaryota; Metazoa; Chordata; Actinopteri; Syngnathiformes; Syngnathidae.